Knipowitschia caucasica is the source of this 4506-nucleotide messenger RNA. Lineage: Eukaryota; Metazoa; Chordata; Actinopteri; Gobiiformes; Gobiidae. The record is from the annotation of a GenBank genome assembly.
AUGACAGAGCCUCCUCAAACAGAGCAGCACUGUGACCUCUGGGUUCUGGCCCCUGGAUGCUGGAUGACCCUGUGUGUGGUGGCCCCAGAAACGGGAGAGCUCCAUGGGGGUGGGGAGGGGGUGGUUGAAGAGCUCUGUGGGGGUGGAGGGCCAGAGCUCAUGGGGGCUUCAAGAUCUCUCCCCGCAGACUUCAGCAGACUGCACCUGGCCGAGGCCUUGCACGCGCAGGGCCCUCUGGUGUCCUCCAGCCACUCGGGAUGUAGUAUGACCAGCGACUCUGGGAGCAGCAGCCUGUCCGACAUAUACCAGGCCACGGAGAACGAGCCAGGCGACAUGGACCUGAGCGGACUCCCGGAGACGGCAGUGGACUCGGAGGAAGACGAUGACGAAGAGGACAUCGAGAGAUCGUCGGACCCUCUGAUGAGCCGGGACAUCGUGAGGGACUGUCUGGAGAAGGACCCCAUGGACCGGACCGACGAUGACAUAGAACAACUUCUGGAGUUCAUGCACCAGCUGCCGGCCUUCGCCAACAUGACCAUGUCUGUGCGGCGAGAGCUGUGUGCGGUGAUGGUGUUCGCUGUGGUGGAGCGGGCCGGAACCAUCGUCCUCAACGACGGAGAGGAGCUGGACUCGUGGUCGGUGAUCCUCAACGGCUCCGUGGAGGUGACGUAUCCCGACAGCAGGACGGAGGUGCUCUGUAUGGGCAACAGCUUCGGAGUGUCCCCCACCAUGGAGAAGGAGUUUAUGAAGGGCGUGAUGAAGACCAAGGUGGACGACUGCCAGUUUGUGUGCAUUGCUCAACAAGACUACUGCUGCAUCCUCAACCAAGUGGAGAAGAACAUGCAGAAGGUGGAGGAGGAGGGGGAGAUCGUGAUGGUCAAAGAGCACCGCGAGCUGGACCGCACCGGCACCAGGAAGGGCCACAUCGUCAUCAAGGGCACAGCAGAGCGCCUCACCAUGCACCUGGUGGAGGAGCACUCGGUGGUGGACCCCACGUACAUCGAGGACUUCCUGCUCACCUACAGGACCUUCCUCUCCAGCCCCAUGGUGGUGGGCAAGAAGCUGCUGGAGUGGUUCCACGACCCCAGCCUCAGGGACAAGGUCACACGGGUCGUCUUGCUGUGGGUAAACAAUCACUUCAACGACUUUGAGGGAGACUCGGCCAUGACGCACUUCCUGGAGGAGUUUGAGAGCAACCUGGAGAAGGAGAAAAUGUGUGGCCAUCUCAGACUCCUGAACAUCGCGUGCGCCGCCAAGGCCAAGCCGCGGCAGGUGACACUGACCAAAGCGUCCCGGGAGUCCCCCUUGGCCUUCAGCCUGCUGGGGGGGCAGGAGAAGGGCUUCCGGAUCUUCAUCGACGCCGUGGAGCCGGGCAGCAAGGCGGCCGAGGCGGGGCUCAAGCGGGGAGACCAGAUUUUGGAAGUGAACGGACAGAACUUUGAGAACGUGCUGCUGAGCAAAGCCAACGAGAUCCUGAAGAACAACACGCACCUGUCCAUCACGGUGAAGACCAACUUAUUAGCAACAAAUGCAAAUCUUCACGUUAUCCUUCCAGUGUUCAAAGAGCUGCUGACCAGACCUGAGCAGGACCACGACAUGGAGCCGGAGGAGGAGCACGACCGGAAGAACGGAGCGCCACACCUGCCCAAGAUCGGGGACAUCAAGAAGGGCAGCCGCUACUCCAUCCCUGACCUGGCUGUGGACGUGGAGCAGGUGAUGGGGCUGGAGAAGGCCAGCAAGAAGUCCAAGUCCAACAGCGUGGGCGGACGCAACAAGCUCAAGAAGAUCUUCGACAAGACACUCACCAGCAUCCUACCUCCUAAACCCUACAACGACGUUUGCGUGGGCCAAUCGCAGGACGACAGCAUCGUGGGCAUGAAGCAGUCCAAGCAGAUCCCAGCGGCUCUCCCUGUCAGCGGGAACCUGUCCUCAUCCAACCCAGACCUGUUGCAGUCUCACCACCGCAUCCUGGACUUUAACAACCAGCCAGACAUGUCGGACCAGGUUCUGCGCGUGUUCAAGGCCGACCAGCAGUCUCGCUACAUCAUGAUCGGGAAGGACACCACGGCGAAGGAGGUGGUGGUCCAGGCCAUCCGCGAGUUCGCCCUGACCGCCGCCCCCGAGGCCUACUCCCUGUGCGAGGUGUCGGUGACUCCAGAGGGGGUCAUCAAGCAGCGGAGGCUCCCAGACCAGCUCUCCAAACUGGCGGACCGCAUCCAACUCAGCGGCCGGUACUACCUAAAGAGCAACAUGGAGACGGAGACGCUGUGUUCGGACGAGGACGCCCAGGACCUGCUGCGCGAGGGCCAGAUCUCACUGCUGCAGCUCAGCACGGUGGAGGUGGCCACGCAGCUGUCCAUGAGGGCCUUCGAGCUCUUCUGCGCCAUCGAGCCCACGGAGUACAUCGACGACCUCUUCAAGCUGCGCUCCAAGACGGGCUCGGCCAGCCUCAAGCGCUUCGAGGAGGCCAUCAACCACGAGACCUUCUGGGUGGCCUCGGAGGUGACCCGCGAGCCCAACCAGCUCAAGCGCAUGAAGAACGUCAAGCACUUCAUCAAGAUCGCACUGCACUGUCGGGAGUGCAAGAACUUCAGCUCCAUGUUCGCCAUCAUCAGUGGCCUGAACCUGGCCCCGGUGUCGCGGCUCCGGGGGACGUGGGAGAAGCUGCCCAGCAAAUACGAGAAGCUGUUCAGUGACCUCCAGGACCUGUUCGACCCGUCCCGGAACAUGGCCAAGUACCGAAACGUGCUCAACAACCAGAACAUGCAGCCGCCCAUCAUCCCCCUGUUCCCCGUCAUCAAGAAGGACCUCACCUUCCUGCACGAAGGUAACGACUCCAAAGUGGACGGACUGGUGAACUUUGAGAAGCUGCGGAUGAUCGCCAAAGAGAUCCGGCACGUGGGGCGCAUGGCGUCUGUCAACAUGGACCCGGCACUCAUGUUCCGGACCAGGAAGAAGAAGUGGAGGAGUCUGGGGUCUCUGAGCCAGGGCAGUGCAAACUCCACGGUCCUGGAUGUGAGCCAGUCCGGGGGCCACAAGAAGAGGGUCCGGAGAAGCUCUUUCCUCAACGCUAAGAAGCUGUACGAGGACGCUCAGAUGGCCCGCAAAGUCAAGCAGUACCUGUCCAAUCUGAGCCUGGAGACCAACGAGGAGAGCCUGCAGACGCUGUCCAUGCAGUGCGAGCCCUCCAUCAACACAUUGCCUAAGAACGCCGGAGGGAAGCGGCCGGACACGUCUCCAGUGGUGUCUCGCGCGGCCAGCACUCAGAGAGGACAGCUGGCCAAGGGGAACCAGCCUCUGCUGGUCCCAUCUGUGGCCCUCCACCCCUCCAGGAAGAAGGUCCCAGUGAAGGACCUGCCGCCUUUUGGCACCAGUUCUCCUCAGUCUCUGAAGAAGAUCCUGUCUCUGUCGGAGGAGAGCGGUCAGCGGAAGCAGCCGGAAGACACGCUCUCCACAGCCUCGUCACAGCUCUCCUCACCCCCCACCUCCCCCCAGAGCUCGCCCAAGAAGGGCUACGGUCGGAUGGGAGACGCGUACUCCGACUCGGGCCACUCUGAGAUCUCGUCACGCUCCUCUCUGGUCAGUAACUGCUCCUUCGACAUGGCCCCGGAGGACCGAAGGCUGCGGCACUUCACCGACGCUCAGCUGGGGGCGCGGCUGGAGCGACGGGCCGCCACUGAGCCCGACCAGUGCAGCAUUGGGUCUUACUCGUCGAUGCAGGACUGCCGGGGCGUGUACUCGGGCUGUCCCACGUCCCUCUCGCUCUCCUCCCCCAGCGCAGAGGAGCUGACCCAGGACCAGGGCGACCGUGUGUCUCUGGACGCCGCAGACAGCGGGCGAGGCUCCUGGACCUCCUGCUCCUCCGGCUCUCAUGACAACAUCCAGACCAUGCAGCAGGGACGCAGCUGGGAGACGCUGGCCUUCGGAGGGGGAGGAGUACCCGAGUCUCUGCUGGGGGGUCCGGCAGCUCUGUGGGCAGCUCAGGCGCGGGGCAGCUGGGCCUCCGCCAGCUCCACGUCAUCCGCAGCCUACUGGGGCGAGGAAUCCGAGGGCGACACAGGUACUAUCAAGCGCAGAGGCGGGAAAGACGUGAAUGCGGAUCCAGAGACCAGCAGCAUCACCUCCACCGGAUCAGAGGAGGCCAAGCUCAUGGGACGCCCAAGCCCCUCACCCAUCACCGCCGGGGGCAAAGGCCUGCUCUCUCGUAAGGAGAGCCGAUACCGCGAGCCUCCCCCCACUCCACCCGGCUACACGGCCCUCACCAUCUCCGACCUGGCCGACGGUCAGCAGCAGCAGCAGCAGCAGGGCCAGGCCUCCCCUCAGACCUCCUCCCCCUGCUCCACCACCGCCCCCACCAGCCGCAGACCCCCAGACUACACCACGGCCCUGCAGCGGUCCCGCAUGGUCACCCAGUCUCCAGACCAGCAGGGGGCCAAGCACAGGCGGACCCCCGAGUCACCCGACCCAGAGGAGGCCCAGGACGAUGAGCAGGUGUCGGCCGUCUGA